Molecule: messenger RNA, 807 nt
Organism: Aspergillus ochraceoroseus IBT 24754
Lineage: Eukaryota; Fungi; Ascomycota; Eurotiomycetes; Eurotiales; Aspergillaceae
Product: Yip1 family protein
Exons: 3
Coding region: 1-807 (268 amino acids)
Biological process (GO): vesicle-mediated transport
Cellular component (GO): membrane; Golgi apparatus
Molecular function (GO): small GTPase binding
Source: RefSeq, a predicted model, not a curated record
AUGGCAAAUCAGGGCUAUGAUGUGGUCGUAGAUGUUGAUGCAGAGGGCGACCUCGGGCAUACUGACCUUCAAGAGGACCUCGAAUUCCACCCUUCUAACUUUGAAAGCGACCAGCGAAAUGCCAAAGCACACGCAGAUUCCACCCCCUUUCUCGGCGGAGGAAGCUCCUCGCACCGCAACAGGUCCCCGGGAGGCACCCAAGCCAAACACGCCUGGUGGUCCAUCCACUAUUACCAACAGUACUUCGACGUCGAUACCAAUGAGGUUCUCCGUCGCUGCGUAGCCACAGUAUAUCCACGCAGCAACUUCCUUGACAUCCUCGAGGGCAACCCCGAUCUCUACGGCCCUUUUUGGAUAGCUACCACCGUUGUCAUGAUCCUUUUCCUCACUGGGACCAUCUCCCAAUGGCUAUCCAAUAACGACAAGGGACACUUCGAAUAUGAUUUCACUCUACUGUCUGGUGCUGCAGGCCUCGUGUACGGCUACACCGGGGUUCUGCCCAUUGCAUUGUGGGGAGCGUUGCGAUGGUUCGGAAGCUCGACCGCAGAUCUGGUUGAGUGCUGGGCGCUGUACGGGUACUCGAAUUUGAUCUGGAUUGCUGUUGCGCUUGUGAGUUGGAGCCCCCUCACAGCUCUUAACUGGGCUCUUGUGGGUGUUGGCUUUGGCUGGACGGUGUUUUUCCUCCUGCGCAAUUUGUAUCCUGUUCUGAGUGCCACGGAUGCGAAGGCCAGCAAGAUCCUGCUGAUUCUGGUUAUUGUCCUGCACGCUGGGUUUGCGAUCGCUAUUAAGAUCCUGUUCUUUGCGUAA